AUGAAUAUGACCAAAAAAUUGAAACGCAUGUUAGACGAUAAGAAAACCUAUCAGCGACUACAGAAAGAUCCUGCUAAAUCAAGCGAGUCUGGAUUGAAGGCCCUUUUGCUAAAGAUGAAAGAAAGGUUACCUGACAACACCUACGAAUCACUGUGCGUCACUGAUGGCAUCACGCCGAGACUGUACGGCUUACCUAAGAUUCAUAAGGAUGGAACACCGCUUAGGCCUAUCGUGAGUUGCAUAGGUUCUCCUACAUAUCAGCUAUCUAAAUACUUGGUGAAAAUCAUCUCACCGCUCGUUGGUAAGACAGAACAACACUUAAAGAACAGCAAGGAGUGGGUUGACUUAGCUAGAGAACUGCAUGUUGACGCGGAUGAGGAGAUAGUUUCCUUUGAUGUUGUUUCCCUUUUUACAUCUAUUCCAACCGACGUGGCCGUCACUGUUGCUAAUGACAGACUAGUACAAGAUCCAAGUCUUGGUGAACGCACGUAUCUCACACCAUCAGAUGUAACAUCUUUACUUUCUUUCUGUUUAAAUUCUACCGAAUUUAGCUUUAGAGGCGAAUACUAUAAGCAGAUUCAUGGUACAGCAAUGGGAUCUCCUAUUUCUGUGACUGUUGCAAACCUCGUAAUGGAAAUAGUUGAGKCUAGAGCUUUGUCUACAUUUGUUUCAGCUCCAAAGGUMUUUAAAAGAUAUGYUGACGAUACCAUCUGCGUCAUACACAAGGAUUCCAUCGAUGACUUCCAUAAGUGCCUUAAUGACCAGUACAAGAAGAUCAAAUUCACAAUUGAGAGAUACUCAGACAAGGGGUUACCCUUUCUAGAUACUCUCAAUACGGUGAAUCAGGAUGGCUCUAUACAAGUGUCCWUGUACCGUAAAAAGACCCAUACGGACAGAUAUUUGCAUUUUGAUAGCCACCACCCGUCCAAGCACAAGGCUGCAGUGGUCCACAGUCUCGCGUACAGGAAGGAAUCACUGCUGUCUGACGAAACAUCAAAAAGAAAGGAACAAGAGCACCUUGAGAAGAGCUUGUUGAAGAAUGGUUAUCCAGAGAAGUUCAUUCAACGGCACAGUGUUAUUAGGAAGAAAGACAAUGGAGUUAAAGAGGGAAAGGAUGAGACGAAAGGAUUUGCUGUGUUGCCAUAUGUAAAAGGUACUACUGAAAGAGUUCAAAGAAUUUUACAGCAGCAUAACAUCAAAUGCUGUAUUAAACCAGAUAAGACUUUACGACAGAUCCUCUUCAAACCUAAAGAUCCGGUGGAGUAUGAAAAACAAUCUGGAGUUGUUUAUAGGAUUCCCUGUGGUGAGUGUAGUACUCAGUACAUUGGCGAGACGGGAAGGGCGUUAAGGACACGUAGAAAGGAACAUGAAGCGGCUGUCAGACUGGGAAAAACAAGAUCGUCGGCUUUAGCGGAACAUGCAAGCAAAACAGGCCAUGCGAUUAACUGGAAGGAAACAUCCAUCUUGUGCAAAGAAAGCCGUUGGUCGCAGAGGAGAUGGAGUGAGGCAAUAGAGAUUGCAAAGAAGAAGAACGUUUUGUUUAAUAGGGACAAGGGGCGGAUGAUCCCGCAAAAUUAUCUCUGUGUAAUUAGAAGUUAG
Exaiptasia diaphana is the source of this 1599-nucleotide messenger RNA. RefSeq lists its product as uncharacterized. The record is from RefSeq and is a predicted model, not a curated record. Lineage: Eukaryota; Metazoa; Cnidaria; Anthozoa; Actiniaria; Aiptasiidae. The transcript has a single exon. The coding region runs from base 1 to 1599 and encodes 532 amino acids.